AUGGCGGUGUCCAGUCGCCGCUACCUCCGUGUAGCCCUCAUCUGUCUGGUGUGCCGCGUGCCACGACCGGCUCAGGCGGAGCGGCCAACGCUGACUCCGAGCACGCUGUUCGAAGACAUCAACCGACAGGUCCAGGUGCUGUCCUCCUCGUUGGAGCAGCUGGACACAGCGGUGCAAGAGGCCAGCACCAUCAACCACCCAACCCGUCUUCCACGAACCCUCCCACUACUGAACCACCCAACCCGUCUUCCACGAACCCUCCCACUACUGAACCACCCAACCCGUCUUCCACGAACCCUCCCACUACUGAACCACCCAACCCGUCUUCCACGAACCCUCCCACUACUGAACCACCCAACCCGUCUUCCACGAACCCUCCCACUACUGAACCACCCAACCCGUCUUCCACGAACCCUCCCACUACUGAACCACCCAACCCGUCUUCCACGAACCCUCCCACUAGAACCACCCAACCCGUCUUCCACGAACCCUACCACUACUGAACCACCCAACCCGUCUUCCACGAACCCUCCCACUACUGAACCACCCAACCCGUCUUCCACGAACCCUCCCACUACUGAACCACCCAACCCGUCUUCCACGAACCCUCCCACUACCGAACCACCCAACCCGUCUUCCACGAACCCUCCCACUACUGAACCACCCAACCCGUCUUCCACGAACCCUCCCACUACUGAACCACCCAACCCGUCUUCCACGAACCCUCCCACUACUGAACCACCCAACCCGUCUUCCACGAACCCUCCCACUACUGAACCACCCAACCCGUCUUCCACGAACCCUCCCACUACUGAACCACCCAACCCGUCUUCCACGAACCCUCCCACUACUGAACCACCCAAACCGUCUUCCACGAACCCUCCCACUACUGAAACACCCAACCCGUCUUCCACGAACCCUCCCACUACUGAACCACCCAACCCGUCUUCCACGAACCCUCCCACUACUGAACCACCCAACCCGUCUUCCACGAACCCUCCCACUACUGAACCACCCAACCCGUCUUCCACGAACCCUCCCACUACUGAACCACCCAACCCGUCUUCCACGAACCCUCCCACUACUGAACCACCCAGCCCGUCUUCCACGAACCCUCCCACUACUGAACCACCCAACCCGUCUUCCACGAACCCUCCCACUACUGAACCACCUAACCCGUCUUCCACGAACCCUCCCACUACUGAACCACCCAACCCGUCUUCCACGAACCCUCCCACUACUGAACCACCCAACCCGUCUUCCACGAACCCUCCCACUACUGAACCACCCAACCCGUCUUCCACGAACCCUCCCACUACUGAACCACCCAACCCGUCUUCCACGAACCCUCCCACUACUGAACCACCCAACCCGUCUUCCACGAUCCCUCCCACUACUGAACCACCCAACCCGUCUUCCACGAACCCUCCCACUACUGAACCACCCAACCCGUCUUCCACGAACCCUCCCACUACUGAACCACCCAACCCGUCUUCCACGAACCCUCCCACUACUGAACCACAGUCAGCUGCCAUGCAAGCUGCGCGAGUAUCUCAUAUGCAAAAUUUGCUGUAUCGGGUAGCGGAGUCCGACAACGACUGUCCGACACCAAACGAGGUGAAUGAGAUACUGAAAUGCCAGCCAGGCCCUGGAAAGGUUGCCCAUGAAGAGUUUACAGAGGAAACGCGGGAUGCGCUCGUUGACAGCACAACCAAAGUCAACAAUACAGUCGACUGUGUCAAAAACAAUCAGACUCAGUUUACGGAUGACCAGAAGAAUUCGGUACAGGUGUCUAUUAAGAACGCUGAGAAGUCCGUCGACAAGGCCGACGACAUUAUCGACAACAUCGUCAACCCGACGCCGACGCCGCUGCCCUCGCUGGCUCUCAGCUCUCCGUUUGUGAUCGCUCUCAUCACCCUCAGCUGUUUACUGGCCGUGGGCACACUGGUGGGAGUAGCACUGACGGUGCACCGUUCCGUGCGCACCCCGCCGCGUCGCCGGCGGCCCCGGCCGACCGUCACGGGCCGGGUGAACGCCGGCUACCGGCCGGCCGACACGGACACCACCGAGCUGGUGGAACGACCGGUCGGCCGGCGGCGCGCGCCCGCACCCGCACCCGUCCCCGAGCCUGAGGGCUACGACCGGCUGUACCAGGGAGCCAUCCCGCGGGCGCAUACAGUCGACCGCCGGGCAGCGAGCCGCAGCAGACGCCGCGACGGGAGUUCUAUAACGCCUACUGAUCAGCCCACUGACUGAGGAGCCAGGACUGCCACCAUUCAGCCGGUCCCGUCUGAGACCGGGUCAGCAGGUCCGAGAGCAGGUCAGCAGCAGGUCACCAGAGACUCGGUGAUGUCCAGUGAAAUGAAGUGACCGAACAGUGGCCCAGAGACGACCGUGCGGUGACCGUUCGGUAAUGUGAGAUGCUCGGGCUGCUAAUGAGCAGUCGGCUAGCCGUGACCACGCAGUGACCAGAAGGAAUCCAGCCAUGGUGCGCAGUGACCCACCUUCAGCCGCUCGGUGAUCGCAGUGACCGAUCGGUGAAUGGUGACCUCAGGUCAAAGAAUGAAGCCGACCGCAGCAAAAUAUCCACUGACGGAUGCAAGCCUCGCGAUAUUUCCAUGAUUUAUUUUUAGGUAACUACCACGCUUCAUGUUAUUGUGCUGGGUACCAUUGUGGGCUCGCACUGAACGUGCAAACACCGAUGAUAAGGAAGCGCUAGAGCAAGCAGUAAGCUUUAUUGUACAUACAUGUAAUGGUUGUAAAAGCUCGUGAAUUGUAACAAUGCUGUUAUACGCAAUAAAUGAUAAUAUGAUAA
Molecule: messenger RNA, 2815 nt
Organism: Amphibalanus amphitrite
Lineage: Eukaryota; Metazoa; Arthropoda; Thecostraca; Balanomorpha; Balanidae
Product: mucin-2-like
Exons: 3
Coding region: 1-2256 (751 amino acids)
Source: RefSeq, a predicted model, not a curated record